UUUUAUACAAACAUUUUGCUUCGCUAUCAAUGGUGUUUGUUUUUGUGUCUGACAAAAUUGUUGAUGUCCUCCAGCUGACAACAUUGUACAGAAUUUGUUUGUAAAAUUUAAUUUUACUUAAGGGAUUUUCGUUAACAACUUUAACCGGAAGAAGAGUUAGGAGUAUCAGAAAUAAAAUGUUUAACUAUUGUGAAGUUAUUUAAGUUGUGUAUAUAUACAAUUUUUCGAAUUGUUGUUGUUGUGAUUGAUUCGAAAAAAAAAAACAAAAUGGGUGUGUAUAUCUACAAUCUACAUACCAGAUAACUAUUAUCUGGGCUAAGUUGCCAAUAAAAUACAAUUAAAUGGCUUUGUGCGUGUUCGAAUGAUAAUCACGGGUUCAACUUAUUCAUCAAAAUAGUUUAAGAAAACGAAAAAAAAUAUCUAAUUCAUCAAAACUAAAAAGGCAUUCAAGGAUGCUCUUUAAAAAGCGCUCUUAAAGUAUACGCAUAACUUGUUACGGAAUUUUGUUAAAGGACUCUGCGGGCAAGAAACACAGUUCUUAACAUUCUUGAAUGUGACUUUAUUUUUAAAACAUCAACGGAUUCAAAAAAUUCUUUUUCUCAAUGAGAAUGGGAAGUUUACCAAAUAUCCACGAGUUGGAACGAAUUGAACGGAAGCUCGGAAGGGAAAGAGAAAUAGCACUUAUAGAACAACGAGCCAGAGAACAAAUUGACUUCAAUCGAGAUAGAGAACGAGAGAGUGUACCACUUCAACAGAACUCCUCGUUUAAUCCUUAUUUCCUCACUACAAAAAACCAUCAUCGUCAUUCCUUAACAGCCCGAAAUGUACUUCGAACUCGAAGUUCAGGUGGAUCACAUAAUAUCUGGGAUGAUCCUAUGCUUGAGCGCCUUGCAGCCUACUCACCAAUGUCUAAUCGAUCACACAGAAUUAACCCCAUAACUCCGUAUCAAGUACAAGCAGCAUUGGCAGCCAGUCGCCGUCGGGAAUCAAUCAACAGCUCGAUUGGAGCGACUUCUAUUCGGAGAUUGCUGACUUUGAACAGUCGUUGUUGUCGUCACAAGAUUCCAGCACAUAUUCAGUCUAAGGUCUGGAAGGACUUUACCUUUUUAACCGUUGGACAUGGUCUCAUGUGUGCUAUUUUGCUGCCUCUCAUCGGUCUUCAAAGCUCCAACUCAGUAUGGCAUCAUAGCGAGCCAUGGGUGCAUGUAGGUCCCAACAUAGGAUCGAUUUUGCUGAGCAUUUCGUUUUUGAUUUCCACAGGGAUGUGUUUUUUCACAGCAAGACUUAUCAAAAAGCACGGAUUUUUGGUUUUAAUUGCCGCAAGCUACAUAGGGAUGUGCAUAUUUUUGCUGGGCCAUCUGUGUUCCUCCAUCUACACUCUUUUUCCGGCCUAUGUGAUUCUGGGUAUCACCUUGGGUCCAGCAUGGGUAGGCAAAAUAGCUUUGGUGGUACAUUUUGCUAGCAGACUGAGCUGUUCUCAGCACGAUUGUGCCUUAACUGCUGCUGUUGAUAACAUCGACGAUCACAAGAUUUUUUGCAAUCGAGAACAGAAAGUCCGACGAUUUGCUAGGUGGUUUCAAGCUUCCCAAGAUAUCGGAAUAAUAAUCGGAGCUAUUUUAGCAUCGUUGGUGUUGGUUUGCAGCUCAACAAAUUGGGACUGUUUCAAUUUUAGCUUCAUUCCAAGUGCUGACUUAAUACCGGUAACACAGAAAUCGGUGAUACAGAUGAAUAACACAUCGUCGUCAUCAGUAGCGUCACCGCUUAGUUCAGCGGCAGUGUUAACAAGCAACAAUUUUUUCUAUUUGUUUGAUGAGAUGUAUAAUCAUAACGAGCAUGGGGAGAGAAUAUGCGGAGCUGAUAUGUGUCCCGUUUGGAAUUCAUUGGAUGAUGAUAGCAACGAAACAAAAUCACUCUCACAUUUUGUUAGUGAAAAACGUGUUGGAGGCGUGACACUUAUUCUGAUAUACUUGAUAUUCUCAAUUGGAGCCUUUUUGUUGACGUGCUUUUCUGGAAAAUUUGAAUGCACACUUCGACGGACACGGGUCAAAGGUGUCACCGAUACAUUACUGUUUGCUGGGCCAAUGGCAUAUUUUAUAGGAACUGAGCAAGCAUACAUGCUGGGAGACUUUACAAGGGCUUUUGUAUCCUGCUCUCUUGGCAUAAGCAUGGUCGCUGGAGCUCUAAUAGGCAUGGGUCUAAUGCAAUCUAUAGUUUCUUGUACGUUGAGUCUUCUCUUGCGAUACACGAAACGAAUUGUUAUCAUACUUGCUGGUUUCUUUUUCCAUGCAUGUCUGCUUUUAGUUCUGUCUCGAUGGAAACCCUCAAGCGAUGAUAGUGCUCUAUUUUAUGUUAUUGCCGCAAGUUGGGGUGCUUGUAAUGGCAUGUGGGAAACACUCUUGUUAGCUCUGGUUACCCUCAAUCAUACCAAUCAUGUCACCGAGGUCAUGGGUCCACUGCAAGGCCUCAGGUUUUUUGGCCUAGGAGUGACUUUUGCUGCUCACGGAUUUUUAUGCGAGAAUCCGAAGAUUCUAAUACUUGUCAUCAUUUUGGUAGUUAGUGUCCCGCCCUAUGCUAUGUUAGAAAUUCGCUUAGAGGCACAACGAAAGGCUCAUAUAGUUUCUUUAUGACGAAAUGUUUUUAGUUAGUAUACAUUUAAAAGAAAUACCACCACUACUUACACCAUGUAGACAAUGUGGUUGUAAAUACUGCCAUCGCAUGAAGCCGAAGAAGAACUAAACGUCUCGUCGUCGCUCGUAGGGUAGAAAAUUUCAAUAUGUAUUUCUGUUUUGUAUUUUUAGAUAUACAUUUAUAUGAAAUAUAGGUCCUCCGGCUCAAACGAAUAGGUAUACAUCAAAUGUGUCAAUUUAUUUUAUGUUUUAGACUAAUUUAAGUUAGAGCUUAUCAUCACAAGAAAUUUGUUCUUAAACCAAAGUCUGUUACAAAGCGAUGUUAAUUUAUAAGGCAUUAUAGCCAAUACACAAUAUGUGUGUGGUCAAUUUUUACAUGUUUUAAAGUAUAUUUGUUAUAAAAUAAAUGUAAAAUAAUUUUUAGUUCGACUAGAAAGUUAUGUUUUAACUUAGUAUUCUAGCGCGCUGUGCGGAAAAGUGUGUUAAUUAUCUGUUUAGAUGUUAGUACCUAUACAAGGUGGCACAAAAUGUUUAACUCGGAGCAAAAGUUUCCGCGACUACUCAUGCAUUUUUCCAGACGAAAAUAUUUAAAGUAUUAAUGCCUUUUUGAUCGUUUACGACCUACUGUCAAACUAGAUUUGACUUUUGAUGUCCGCCGUUAUCUCAGAGAACAGAGUGUCAUCUUUUUGCCACCUUGUAUUAUUUACAUUUAAGUUCUUGUUUGUUUAGUAAAAAAUUAAUCAUUGGAAAAUGUUUUGCGUCCUUACCACUUACUUAUAAAAAUGCACAAUGCUAUAUUCCUAACCUUGUAUGACAAAAAAAAAGAAGAAAAUGGAACAUAAAAUAUAUGUAAUGUAUUUUAUUUAUGUAUAUUGAUUGUGUUCAAAUUGAAACAUAAAUAUAUGUAAAUGUACAAUAAAGUAAAA
Eupeodes corollae is the source of this 3553-nucleotide messenger RNA. Its product is annotated as protein unc-93 homolog A. The transcript is spliced from 6 exons. Gene Ontology annotation, cellular component: striated muscle dense body; plasma membrane. Gene Ontology annotation, molecular function: potassium channel regulator activity. Gene Ontology annotation, biological process: regulation of muscle contraction; regulation of potassium ion transport. The record is from RefSeq and is a predicted model, not a curated record. The coding region runs from base 603 to 2627 and encodes 674 amino acids. Lineage: Eukaryota; Metazoa; Arthropoda; Insecta; Diptera; Syrphidae.